UCCAAUCCAAUGGCUUAAAAGGACCAACAGAUGUGUUCAAAUUUACCUCUCACAAUCCCCACGUGUCAAAAUCAGAGGCAUUAAUUGAACAAACUAAUUACCGCGUGGUCUGUAAAAACAGCCAGCCUUUUUGUCAACCCUCUAAAAUCCCCAAAUUGUUGCAAAGGGGGAGAUCGACAACGGUGCAGCAAUACCGAAGAGAUAAUCGAGCGUUUGAAGAUGUUGAGAGUCGCGGCGAGGAGGCUUUUGUCUCUUUCCUCAUUAUCAUCGCCUUCAUCUUGGAGACCAAUCGCUCCUUCCCGGAAUCUAGUGAACGGUACUGAUUUCUCCUCCUCUCCGUCAUUCGAUGAUUCCAGAUCCAGCGGCUUUUCCGGUUCCCUGUUCUUUGAAUCUCAGUUCCAUCUUCCUUGCCGAGGUUUUGCUUCUGAGGCAAUCACCCCAAGGGAAGAAAACACUGUAAUCCCUGGUAUUCCUGCAACAGUGGCAGCUGUUAAGAACCCCACUUCUAAUAUAAUAUACGAUGAGUACAACCAUGAGCGUUUUCCUCCUGGUGAUCCUAACAAGCGGGCUUUUGCCUAUUUUGUAUUGACUGGUGGUCGAUUUGUGUAUGCUUCACUGCUCCGCCUCCUCAUCCUAAAGCUUGUUCUAAGCAUGUCUGCCAGUAAGGAUGUUCUUGCACUGGCCUCUCUUGAGGUUGAUCUCUCGAGCAUUGAGCCUGGCACUACUGUGACUGUUAAGUGGCGUGGGAAGCCAGUUUUUAUCCGGCGUCGUACUGAGGAAGAUAUCAAACUUGCAAACAGUGUUGAUGUGGGAUCUCUACGUGAUCCUCAGCAAGAUGCAGAGAGGGUUAAGAAUCCAGAAUGGCUUAUUGUCAUUGGGGUCUGCACACAUCUGGGUUGCAUUCCCCUGCCAAAUGCCGGCGAUUUUGGUGGAUGGUUUUGCCCUUGCCAUGGUUCCCAUUAUGAUAUAUCUGGCAGGAUUCGCAAGGGGCCAGCACCAUACAACCUGGAGGUACCCACUUACUCUUUCUUGGAUGAGAACAAGUUGCUGAUUGGUUGAGAAGUGUGGUUUUCUAUUCUAGCAAACCAUGUUUAUUUGGGAUAUCAAUUUUUUAAUUUUAUCAGAUAAUGCUAAGAUUUGACGCAAGUCUUUGUGUUUUAACACCCGUUAUUGGAGGUUGGGAUACUGUAAUUUGGAAUAAGUUGCCUGGUUCUUGAUACAUUGUUAUUGAACUUGUACUUAAUUUGUUCUGAGUUUUUCUUUUUUGCAAUGUUAAAAACUUUCAAGGA
Messenger RNA from Mangifera indica (mango), 1289 nucleotides. Its product is annotated as cytochrome b-c1 complex subunit Rieske-4, mitochondrial-like. The coding region runs from base 220 to 1059 and encodes 279 amino acids. Gene Ontology annotation, cellular component: membrane. The record is from RefSeq and is a predicted model, not a curated record. Gene Ontology annotation, molecular function: 2 iron, 2 sulfur cluster binding; quinol-cytochrome-c reductase activity. Gene Ontology annotation, biological process: mitochondrial electron transport, ubiquinol to cytochrome c. The transcript has 2 exons. NCBI's taxonomy places the organism in Eukaryota, Viridiplantae, Streptophyta, Magnoliopsida, Sapindales, Anacardiaceae.